UGUUGGUGUUCUGGAGGUAAAACUCACAAAAGUGUGAGCGUUUUCCUAACACUAAAUUCCCCUCGUUUUUUAAUUCUGAAAUUUAUCCACACUGAGCCUCUAGCAAUUCAUCAAGGACAGUUGAAGUGGUCAUACCACUGUGGAUGAAAAGGGGUUCUAUGGAAAGUAACCUCCCAGGAUGAUCUUAAAUUCCUAAUGGGGCAGGUCCUGGUGAGUAGUCACGCCCUACCUUAAGCAAGACCUGCCCACUGUUUCAGUGAAUCUAGGUUAGCAUACCUUUGAAAUGCCUCCUUUCAGACUCGGCUAGUACAUGCCCAGAAGGCCAUAAGUAAAACCGCCCUCCAGAGAGCACAUGAUCUCAUUAACUAUCCUGUAAUCCAAUCCCUGCCUUGCUCUCUCCUGCCUUCAUGUAAUCUUCCUUUUAGUCCCUCCUUAAUUCCAAGUGCGUGAAAGGAAAAUCACAAAGCUGUCAGUUGAGAUCUUGCUUCCUGGCAAUUGUCCUCAGUUUUGGCUCAAAUAAACGCAGAAAAAAUUCCCUACAGCUUUGGACAUUUUUAUGUCAACAUCAGUACUGGCUCCAAAAGUGGACUUUUGCUCCAGAACUUCCUUCUAUAAAUUCUUAUGUACACAUUACAUCUCACUGUGAAGUAUGUGGAUCCCCAACCACCUGGGAAUGGAAAGCCAGAAGGAGGUCAGCAAGUAGAGGCAGCGAGGAUUUGCCAUAGACUGAGGAGGGCGGAGCAGUCACAGCCUCUCGGUUACCUUGGUAGCCACAGAAUAAAUUUAUUAUAGCACUGAAGCAAAAAACUCAGACAUAUCCAUUUGCAAACUGAACUAUAAUAACACCAUCCAAAAUAAAAUAUAAAAAUAAAAUGGUCCUUGGACUUCAGCAUGAUGACUUCUCAGCUGCUGACUUGUGUGGCAAUUUCAGUUUUCUGUGUCUUAAAAGCCAGCUCCCUGGACACCUUCAUUGCAGCUGUUUAUGAGCAUGCAGUGAUUUUGCCGAAUGUCACCCUCGCACCAGUGUCCCGUGAAUUGGCAUUGGGGUUAAUGAACAGAAAUCUGGACCUUUUGGAGGGAGCCAUCACAUCAGCAGCAAAACAGGGUGCACAUAUUAUUGUGACUCCAGAAGAUGGUCUUUAUGGCUGGAACUUCAAUAGAGAAUCUAUCUACCCAUACCUGGAAGAUAUCCCAGACCCUCAAGUGAACUGGAUCCCUUGUAAUCAUCCCAACAGAUUUGGCCACACCCCAGUGCAAGAAAGACUCAGCUGCCUGGCCAAGGAAAACUCUAUCUAUGUUGUGGCAAAUAUCGGGGACAAGAAGCCGUGCAAUGCCAGCGACCCCCAGUGUCCUUCUGAUGGCCGUUACCAGUACAACACUGAUGUGGUGUUUGACUCUCAAGGAAAACUGGUGGCACGCUACCAUAAGCAAAACCUUUUCUUGGGUGAAGAUCAAUUCAAUGUACCCAAGGAGCCUGAGGUUGUGACUUUCGACACCACCUUUGGAAGGUUUGGCAUUUUCACAUGCUUCGAUAUACUCUUCCACGACCCUGCUGUGGCCCUGGUGAAAGACUUCCAUGUGGACACCAUUCUGUUUCCCACAGCGUGGAUGAAUGUUUUGCCACAUCUGUCAGCUAUUGAAUUCCACUCAGCUUGGGCUAUGGGCAUGAAGGUCAAUUUCCUUGCAUCAAAUAUACAUCACCCCUCAAAGAAAAUGACAGGAAGUGGCAUCUAUGCACCUGAUUCUCCAAGAGCAUUUCAUUAUGAUAUGAAGACAGAGAAGGGAAAACUCCUUCUCUCACGAUUGGAUUCCCACCCAAAGCACCCAGUCGUGGUGAAUUGGACUUCUUAUGCUAGUGGAAUAGAAGCAUUCUCAACGAGAAACAAGGAGUUUAAGGGCACUGUCUUUUUUGAUGAAUACACCUUCUUGGAGCUCAGAGGAGUCACAGGAAAUUAUACAGUUUGUCAGAAAGAUCUCUGCUGUCAUCUAAGCUACAAGAUGUCUGAGAAGAGAGCAGAUGAAGUGUAUGCCCUAGGGGCAUUUGAUGGACUACAUACUGUUGAAGGGAGCUACCAUUUACAGAUUUGCACUCUGCUGAAGUGUAAAACAACGAGCUUACACACUUGUGGUCACGCAGUUGAAACUGCUUCCACCAGGUUUGAAAUGUUCUCCCUCAGUGGCACGUUUGGAACCCAGUAUGUCUUUCCUGAGGUGCUGCUGAGUGAAAUUCAGCUUGCACCUGGAGAAUUUCAGGUGUUGAGUGAUGGACGCUUGCUGAGCCUGAAGCCACCAUCUGGACCUGUCUUAACAGUAACUCUGUUUGGGAGGGUGUAUGAGAAGGACCACAAAUCCAAUGCUUCAUCAGACUUCAUGGCAUACACACUAACAAUAAUGCUCAUAGUUAUAACACCUAUACUAUACUCAUUAAGUUGGUAGAAUUUUUACAUUUUCUUUAUUUUAUCUUGAAUAAUUUAAAAAAUGAUGGAUGGAUGCAUGGAUGGAUGAAAAAAGAUGGGUCUGGUAUACCAAAUAUAUAUAUUUAGAUACCUGCCCCCCCCCCCAAUCCAUUCCAGACCAUAUAGAUCAGAUAUAUAAUGACAGCAUUUUAGAAAGGUAAAUUCUAUAAAAUGAGGAUAACAGUUAUACCGACCUUUUAGUUUUUUUUGGUGAGAUUGUUUUGAGUGCAUAUAGUUUUCAAUGGUUCAGCCACCCUGCAUAUUUCAAUGAGAAAAUUAAUGAAUUCAACAUCAGCUAAUUGUCUUUGACCUGGUGUCUAGCACUGAAGUAUCCCAGAAGGCAGCUGAGCUUACAUCUAGUGGGCCUUCAUGUUUUUGUUUUUCAUUGGUGACUUACUGCUUAUUUACUGCUUAUCUUGUCAGCCCAUAAGCAUAUUAAUAGGGUGGUGCUAGUGCAGACAUUUACCAAAUCUGACCUGCUACCUGUUUUUGUGUGGCCUGUGAGCUAUGAAAGGUUUUUAUGUUUCUAAAUGGUUGAAAAAUAAAAUCAAAAGAAGAAGACUAUUUUGUGACACAUGAUUAUUAUGUGAAAUUCCAAUUUUAUUCUCCAUAGCUAAACUUUUAUUGAAUACUAGAGGCCCCAUACACGAAAUUCGUGCAAGGGGCUCGGCCCUCACAGCCACAGCCCCGGGCUUUGUCUGGAAGGUCAUCCGGAAGGUCAUUCAGCUGUCCGGUCUAAUUAGCAUAUUACGAUUUUAUUAUUAUAGAGAGUCUCGUUCAUUUGUUUAGGUGUUGUUGAUGGUUGUUUUCAUGUUACAAUGGUGGAAUUGAAUAGUUGUGACAAAGGCCAUAGAGCCAGAAAAGCUAAAAAUAUUUGUUGCCUGGUUCUUUACAGAAAAAGUUUGCUGCCUCCUGCUCUAAAGCAUUAAAUAACAAUGGAUUUUAGUAUUAAAAACCUGUAAUACAAGUCAGUGGGAAAUUGCCCUUGAGUGUCUUUCUUAUAAUUCUUUCAUACAAGGAGAAAUAAAAUAUUUUUAUUUGCUUUGUAUUAAACUACCAUCACAAAAAUUACCUUGAUCAACAUAUGAACAAAUAUGCUAAAUAAACUAAUACCCCAAACAAGUGAACAUAA
Myotis lucifugus (little brown bat) is the source of this 3588-nucleotide messenger RNA. RefSeq names its product pantetheinase. The record is from RefSeq and is a predicted model, not a curated record. The transcript is spliced from 9 exons. Gene Ontology annotation, molecular function: hydrolase activity, acting on carbon-nitrogen (but not peptide) bonds, in linear amides. Lineage: Eukaryota; Metazoa; Chordata; Mammalia; Chiroptera; Vespertilionidae. The coding region runs from base 892 to 2436 and encodes 514 amino acids.